GCAACCGUGCCUGCUUCAAUUGCGGCGAGACUGGGUAAGCAAUCGAGCCUUCUUGACACCUCCAACCACCCCGACUGACAUGGGAGCUCUAGCCACAACAAGGCUGACUGUCCUAACCCUCGCGUUCCAAACGGUCGGUGCCGUCGCUGCGGCGAGGAAGGCCACUGGAGCCGGGAGUGCCCCAAUGCUCCGCCGAUGCAGUGCAAGGAAUGCCAGUCGACUGAGCAUCUCGUCAAGGACUGCCCGAACCGUGUCUGCAAGAACUGCAACGAGACUGGUAUGGUCCCAAUUGUCAAAUGUCAAGGGUGACUAGGAGGUGCUGACUCGACGCCACCAUGUCCAGGUCACACCAUCAGCCAGUGCAAGGGCGCCCGCAAGAUCGACCGCAGCGAUCUUCCAGAAAUGACUACCGAGGAGACCUGGACUGAGAUCAAGCGUGCUGUGAAGGAGCGUGACAUCGACGACAUCAAGAAGGCGAUUCAGAUCUAUGUCAAGUCCUCUCCCGACACCACGUACGCGGAGCUUGAGCGCGCUUUCCGCGCUCAGGACGUCCCAGUCUGGCUGAUCGCCAUCGAAAAGACCCUGGCGUCCACUUUUGUCAACAUGGACUUGCAGGGCAAUCUCGGCAAGAAAUACACGGUCACAUACCGCUUUCAGUGGAAUCCCCCUCGCCCGCGCGACCGUGAGCUCUGGCCCAAGGAUGUCGACGAGAACUUGGAGCGCCUCGCCGAUGCCGGUGAAGUUGUCUAUGGGGGUCUGCCCAAGUGCACCAAUUGCGGUGAGGUUGGCCACAUCGCCAAGCGCUGCCUCCAGGACAAGGUCGAGCAGCCCAAUCGCUUUGAGAUUACUUGCUUCAACUGUGGCGAGUCGGGCCAUCGCCUUCGUGACUGUAAGUGACUCGGGGUACCGCAGAAGACCGGGUGGGAUGUCAGCUGACGAGAUCAAAAGGCCCCGUUCCUCGUGUUGACAAGUUUGCUUGCAAGAACUGCGGGUUCGAGACACCUCGUCCUUUGAGAAGCUUGGGUGUGGCACGCUGACAGUUUUCAAAAGUCAAUCGGGCCAUAAGG
This is a messenger RNA of Thermothelomyces thermophilus ATCC 42464, 1067 nucleotides long. RefSeq lists its product as uncharacterized. The annotation marks the transcript as partial. The record is from RefSeq and is a predicted model, not a curated record. The transcript has a single exon. NCBI's taxonomy places the organism in Eukaryota, Fungi, Ascomycota, Sordariomycetes, Sordariales, Chaetomiaceae. Gene Ontology annotation, molecular function: zinc ion binding; nucleic acid binding.